GGAAGACGAAAAAUCUCUUGGGUUGUUAAGGAAAGAGGAGAGAAAUGAUAAAGGUAGCUUUAUGGUUGAUCAUCGGUUCCUACUGAAGGGAGGAUUUGGAGAAAAAUUGGAGAGGAAGACAUGGGUGGUGGCAUGAUCGAGGGGGAAAGGACAUUGGUUCUGGUGGGAAGGACCGGAAAUGGGAAAAGUGCCAUCGGCAACAGCAUCCUUGGAAGAAACAAGUUCCUCUCAAAGAGCAGCUUCUCCUCUGUCACCACCAGCUGCCAAUUGGGGAGCACCGUUUUAGAGGACGGCCUUCUUAUUAAUAUAAUUGAUACACCAGGGCUGUUCAAUUCCUCUGCGUCGCUUGAGUUUGUUGCAGACAAUGUUGCCAACUCCACCGCGUUGUUCAAAGAUGGUAUUCAUGCCAUCGUUCUUGUGGUGUCUCUGAGAAGUCGAUUCACAGCAGAGGAGCUUGGUGCUUAUCAGAACUUGACCAACUUGUUUGGGCAGAAUUUCGCCGAAUACACGAUCAUUGCAUUUACUGGAGGCGAUGAACUAGAGGAUGAUGAGACUCUAGAAGACUACUUGGAAGAGGGAUGCCCCCAAUCUUUGAAGGUUAAGCUACUUCACGUUCACUCUCUAAUGUCGAGUUCUUCUUCUGUACGUUCCAUGCAAAAAGUUUCUGUGGCCUUCGUUAUUACAUUCUUACAGGACUUGAUCGAUUCCUGCAAUAAAAGAGUGGUGCUCUUCGACAACACAACUGAGGAUGAAAUGAAGAGAGAUUCCCAAGUGAAAGAGUUGAUGUUUCUGGUAAACGAAGUUCUAAUUGAAAAUGGGGACCUAACAUACACCAAUCAAAUGUGCCACACGGUGAAGAAAAACAUGUUGCCUGCGUCAAAGGAACGUCAGAAUGAAGAGCUGAGCAGAGAAGGACCGACCCAGCUGAAUCGAAACCUUGAAACACCACGCAAGACUGAAACAGAGAAAGCCAUAUUGGAAAGACCUCUCCCCAUCCUUCCGGAGAAGAAGGGAAGAGAAAGAGAUAACACAUCUAUUCUCCAAGCAAAACUUCAACCAGAGAAGCUGGCUGGAAGGAAGAGCGUCGAAGAGAUCCUAGCAGAAGCAAAAUCAAAAGGGAAAGAAGUGGCCCGGAAGCUCCUAGCGAGUGAAGCAGCAGCGCAGCUUCGGGCAGCGAGGAAGCGCGUCGUAGAGGCGGGACCACGGCAAAAUCCAUUGGCAGCGAACAUGGCUAGAACCAUGGUGGAAAAGAAAGGCAGGGAGAAGUUUGAAGAAAUCCAGAGACUGGGAGAGAUGUUUCUGGCGACAUUUGCGCAAGCGGCUCCGGUGGUGAGGAGAGCUUCAGUGGAGUCUGCACCGAUGGGAGAGCGGAAGAAGGCGGAAGAGCUUUCGAGAAAGGCAAAAGCCAAGGCCAACGGCAAGCUUCGAAAGGCACAGAGGGUGCUCAGCGGUCGGACGGCGACUUUCACGCCCGAGUUCUCGGUCUGAUCAGAUCAUCUUUGAUGGAGGGUUGAAAUAUGAAGUGAAGUGAACGAACCUAAUUGGCUCGUUAGUCAUGAACUCAA
Messenger RNA from Nymphaea colorata (pocket water lily), 1565 nucleotides. Its product is annotated as immune-associated nucleotide-binding protein 9-like. The record is from RefSeq and is a predicted model, not a curated record. NCBI's taxonomy places the organism in Eukaryota, Viridiplantae, Streptophyta, Magnoliopsida, Nymphaeales, Nymphaeaceae. Gene Ontology annotation, molecular function: GTP binding. The transcript is spliced from 5 exons. The coding region runs from base 121 to 1488 and encodes 455 amino acids.